CUUCACCUUUGCUGUGACAGCACAGAAUUUUGUCACUCGGAUUCUGAGCAACUUCAGUGACAACUGCCCGGAAAGGUUGCGCCAGUCCAGAUGGCAUGCAUCCUGUGUGUGGCAUCUCUCUUUUUCUCUCUGACUAAGCUCAGCACGGGCCAGAGGGAAGUAAAAAUUCAAGAAGGACCUCUGUACAGAGCCGAAGGUUACCCUGUCAGCAUCGGCUGCAACGUGAGUGGCUAUCAGGGACCUUCCACACAGGAUUUCCAGUGGUCUGUUUACCUGCCAACUGCUCCGACCAAGGAAGUCCAGAUCAUCAGUACGAAGGAUGAGGGCUUCUCCUACGCAGUGUACGGCCCAAGGGUGCGAAGCAAGGAGAUCUAUGUGGAAAGGCUGCAGGGCGACUCGGUCCUGCUGCGCUUCUCAAAGGUCCAGAUGAGGGACACUGGCGAGUACGAGUGUCACACACCCAACACGGAUGCGAAGUACUUGGGAAGUUACAGCGCGAAGACAAAUCUAACUGUUAUUCCUGACACCCUGACUGCCACCAUGCCCUCCCAGACGCUCAGUAAGAAGGAAGGCGAGUCCUUGGAACUCACCUGUGAGGCAACCAGAGCCACAGCUCAACACACCCACCUGUCUCUCGCCUGGUACCUGAUGGAGGAAGGAGGAGGGAGCCAAGCCACUGAGAUCAUCUCUCUCUCCAAGGAUUUUAUAUUGACCCCUGGGCCCUCCUAUGCAGAUAGGUUCGCGGCCGGUGAUGUGCGCCUGGACAAGCUUGGAGCCACUUUAUUCAAGCUGUCCCUGGGCAGGCUCCAACCCUCAGAUCAAGGCCAGGUGUUCUGUGAGGCCACAGAAUGGAUCCAGGAUCCAGACGAAACGUGGACUUUGAUCACAAGGAAGCAGACAGAUCAAACAGCACUGAGGAUCCAGCCAGCUGCAAGAGAUUUUGAAGUGAGCGUCACAGCCAGUAGCUCACCAGAUGAAGGAAAACCCUUGGAACUGGUUUGCCUGGUCACUGGUGGAGACGGUGACCCACAGCUUCAGAGCAUUUGGUUCCUCAACGGGAAGGAAAUUGCCCAGAUUGAUGCCAGUGGCGUCCUGCAUCUGAAGAGAGACUACAGAGACAGAGCAAGCCGAGGACAGCUGCAGGUUUCAAAGUUAAGCGCCCAGACUUUCUCUCUUAAGAUCUUCUCCGUGGGUCCAGAGGACUUAGGCGCCUACAGUUGCCAAGUGUCAGAGGUGGUGAGGACUCAGGCCGGCUCCUGGCAGGUACUUCAGAGAAAGCAGUCACUAGGCAACCAGGUGCAGCUGAAGGAGCCAGCAGCAAGAAGUGUGGCCGUGUCUGCCGAGCAGUGUGACGUGUGGGAAGGAGAGGCUCUUACCCUUCUCUGCAAGGCAGCUGGGGAUGCAGGUCCCCUGACUGUGAGCUGGUGGCUCAUCCCACAGGACCAAACCACACCUGUGUUCGUGGCUGCCAUGGGGCAAGAUGGUACUGUGCAGCUGGGAGCCUCUUCUCUGGGCUCCAGUUACCAUAGCAACAGGAGAUUGGAGAAAGUGGAUUGGGCCACCUUUCGGCUGGAGAUCGCCUCUGCCAUGGUCACAGACAGUGGUACCUAUGAGUGCAGAGUGUCCGAGAGGCCCCAGUACCAGGACAAAGAUGUGCAGUGGACCCAGAAGAUACCAGUCACAGUAAAAUCUCUGAAAUCAAGUGUAGGAGUUAACCUGAUGAGCCGUCGGCCACAAGUGACAUUAGCCAGCACCGUCGAGCUGUUCUGCAUAGUGAGGGCCAACUACUCAGACCUCAAGCUGCCGUUCUCAGUGACAUGGCAGUUCCAACCAGCCAGCUCUGGAGCCUUUCAUCAGCUAAUCCGAAUCACCCACAAUGGCACAGUUGAAUGGGGCGAUGUCCUCUCCCAGUUCCACAGGAAGAUGAAGGUCUCACAGUCUUCCCUCCAUUCUCAACUCCAAAUCCAUGAUGCUGCUAUGGAGGAGACAGGGGUGUAUCAGUGCAAAGUGGAAGGUUAUGACAGAAAUGCCCUGUGCACAGGCAGCCCAGCCAGGGUAUCUGUCACCUCUAACCUAUUAAAGAUUACUGUCACCUUUCCAGAGAGAAAACUGAGAGUGAGCUCAAGCAGUCGGGUCCAAGAGCUCUCUGUCAGCUCCAGCACUCACAUAGAAUGUGCCAUCCUGUCCCGCUCUCCCGGAAACCUUUCGCUGUCCAUCACUUGGUACUUCUCUCCCGUGUCUGCAAACGCAUCCUCUUUGAAGAUCCUAGAAAUGGACCAAACCCAUGUUGUAAAAUACGGGGAUGACUUUCAAACCCCUCGGAGCAAGCAGAAAUUUCAUUCUGAGAAAGUUUCCCAAGACUUAUUUCUUCUGAGCAUCCUGAGCGUGGAAGACAGUGACCAGGGCCGCUAUCACUGUGCUGUGGAGGAAUGGCUCUGGUCUACCAAUGGCAUUUGGCAAAGGCUUGAAAGAAAGACUUCAGGGCUCACAGAACUGAAACUCAGGCCCACAGGAAGUCAGGUUCGUGUCUCCAGAGUGAGCUGGAUGGGAAACGCUACCGAGCACGGAGAGGUAGGCAUCAGCUGCAGCCUGGACGGCAGCUCAGGCAGCGCAGCCUCCCUGUACUCCGUGACGUGGUACCGGAGCGGAGGAAACGCUGCAAGUCGAAUGCUGGUGCACAUGCAGUACGACGGCUUGCUGGAGUACGGCCAAGAGGGGCGAAGCAGGCCCCUGCUCUGCUACCGAGCCUCUCCCACAGACUUCGUCCUGAAGCUGCAGCAGGUGGAGAUGGAGGAUGCUGGCGUGUACUGGUGCAAGGUGGCCGAGUGGCAGCAACAUGGCCACCCAGGCAAGUGGAUCAACCAAGCCUCAGAUGAGUCGCAACGGCUGGUGCUCAGGGUGCAGGCCGCAGAGCCCACGUUCUUGUCCCGGAUCUGCUCCUCUGAGCCCUUACUCCACUUCCUCGUUGUCUGCCCCUUCAUCGUGCUGUCGCUUCUGCUCAUCCCCCUCCUCUGCCUCUACUGGAAGGCCAGGAAGUUGUCACAGCUGAGCCUCAGUGCAAAGAAAGAAAAAGCUCUCUGGGUGGACAUGGAAAGCACCACUGGAGACUGGACCACACUUCGGAAGGAAGUAGGAGGGAACCUUGACGGCUGCUGAACACGAGGUGCCUGUGCUAGAGGAAGGAGUGUGGAGGGAUUGAUUGGAUUAGAUUGGACUGACCAGGGUGAAUGAAUUCUGCUCUAGGCCUUGGCCACCUUACCCAGGGACCAGAAGGCAUAUGUUGUUAGCCAGAUCCUGAUAAGUGUUUCCUUGGGUAGCACCCACCUUAGUAUGUUUGCGGCUUUCAGCAGUAGACAGCAUCCUUGCCCCAGCCUGCACAGACCUCGCCUCCUGGAGGUCCAACCCUCCUCUGGAAAGAGAGGAACAGCAGCUGGUGAGCCUUCCUUCCUUCCUUCCUCUCUCGGCUCUCUCCAACAUCAUCUAUUCCCUUGGAAACAUCAGCCUGGCCCAGUCACAAGGGAAACCAUUUUCCUCUAGAUAAGAAAUGUAGGAAAAACCUGAUGUCGGCAAAGCAAGGACUUGAGAGCAUGGACUUCCCAGUCAGGAUGCAACUUUUUUCUGGGCAGAAAUC
Molecule: messenger RNA, 3631 nt
Organism: Acomys russatus (golden spiny mouse)
Lineage: Eukaryota; Metazoa; Chordata; Mammalia; Rodentia; Muridae
Gene: Cd101
Product: CD101 molecule
Exons: 9
Coding region: 91-3156 (1021 amino acids)
Source: RefSeq, a predicted model, not a curated record